Durio zibethinus is the source of this 513-nucleotide messenger RNA. RefSeq lists its product as uncharacterized. Gene Ontology annotation, biological process: regulation of DNA-templated transcription. NCBI's taxonomy places the organism in Eukaryota, Viridiplantae, Streptophyta, Magnoliopsida, Malvales, Malvaceae. Gene Ontology annotation, molecular function: DNA binding; DNA-binding transcription factor activity. The record is from RefSeq and is a predicted model, not a curated record.
AUGGAGCCAAUUUUGAAUUUGUCGAAGAAGCUUCGAAUCAUAUACAGUGAUCCUGAUGCCACAGAUUCAUCAAGCGAUGAAGAAGAGAUGAACAAGCAGAGGAAUCAAAUUGUGGGUAUUAAGCGUGUUGUCAAGGACAUUUCUUGGUUAGCUGUCCCGUUCGAGUCAUCAAAAGACAAUGACGUUACCGGUUCUAAAAGACUUCGAAAAUCUUCUACCAUGUCUAAGGGUGUUCGCAGAAGGCCUUGGGGCAAGUUUGCUUCAGAAAUUAGAGAUCCUUUCAACAAAAAACGGCUAUGGCUUGGUACUUAUUGUACUGAAGAGGAGGCUGCUGCUGUUUAUCAGGCAAAGAAGCGUGAGUUUGAAAUUAUGAUGGUGGCUGAGGAGAAUAAGAACUCAUCCACAGUUUCAAUAGAUAUCAAUGAGCUCUACACCCAACGAUCUCCUUCGUCGGUGCUCGAUGUUUUUGUUAAUCCCAUUGAAGAGGAAGCAAACAAUGGGAGAAAACAAUAA